CUCAGUUUCUUUGAUAACACGACCUCCGUGCUCUGUGACGUCACGUCAACAGUCCAGAAAAUGGGUGAUCAAGACUUGAACAUCGAUUUACUUAUUAGCAAACUUCUCGAAGUUCGAGGAUGCCGACCGGGGAAAAUCGUCACCAUGUCCGAGGCGGAGGUGCGCGGACUCUGCCUCAAAUCCCGGGAGAUAUUCCUCAAACAGCCGAUCCUCCUGGAGCUGGAGGCCCCUCUUAAAAUAUGCGGUGAUAUACAUGGGCAGUACACAGAUUUAUUGAGAUUAUUUGAAUAUGGAGGUUUUCCUCCUGAGGCUAAUUACCUUUUCCUUGGAGAUUAUGUUGACCGAGGGAAACAGAGUUUAGAAACUAUCUGCUUACUACUUGCAUAUAAAAUCAAAUAUCCAGAAAAUUUCUUCCUUCUUAGGGGUAAUCAUGAAUGUGCUUCAAUCAAUAGGAUAUACGGUUUUUAUGAUGAAUGCAAAAGGCGAUACAAUAUUAAAUUAUGGAAAACAUUUACGGACUGCUUCAAUUGCCUACCGAUUGCAGCUAUCAUCGAUGAGAAAAUAUUUUGCUGCCAUGGCGGAUUGAGUCCGGAUCUGCAAUCAAUGGAACAGAUAAGUAGAAUAAUGAGGCCAACCGAUGUUCCAGAUACAGGUCUGUUAUGUGACCUCUUGUGGUCUGACCCAGACAAGGACGUUAAAGGCUGGGGGGAAAAUGACAGAGGUGUUUCUUUUACAUUUGGAGAUGGAAUUGUAUCGAAAUUUCUUGGAAAACACGAACUUGAUCUAAUAUGUCGAGCACAUCAAGUUGUGGAAGAUGGCUACGAAUUUUUUGCCAAAAGACAGCUUGUAACUCUUUUCUCGGCCCCUAACUAUUGUGGAGAGUUUGAUAACGCUGGUGGUAUGAUGUCAGUCGAUGAGACAUUAAUGUGCUCUUUCCAGAUUUUGAAGCCAUCAGAAAAGAAAGCAAAAUACCAAUAUGGAGGCAUGAACUCUGGGCGCCCUUCUACUCCUCCACAGAAAAAAUAGGGUUUGUCAAGAAUUGCAAUGUUCUGCGGGAUAAAACGAUACAAACAGAUAAAACAGGAGCCAGAAGCAAUUUGAAAACGAUAUUUUUUUUUGAAUUUUUUUUCUUUUACUGUGAUUACAAACUCAUGCAAGGCAUUUGUUUGGUAAAACAUAACAAA
Molecule: messenger RNA, 1184 nt
Organism: Cimex lectularius (bed bug)
Lineage: Eukaryota; Metazoa; Arthropoda; Insecta; Hemiptera; Cimicidae
Product: serine/threonine-protein phosphatase PP1-beta catalytic subunit
Exons: 8
Coding region: 61-1026 (321 amino acids)
Cellular component (GO): nucleus; cytoplasm
Molecular function (GO): protein serine/threonine phosphatase activity
Source: RefSeq, a predicted model, not a curated record